AUGUUGGAAGAGGGACUGUGUGCGCCGCUGGUCGGGGAGCCGCCGCGUUGUGACCUGAGUUAUGUAUUACCAGCACUUGUGGCUCGGUAUUAUUUGGACGCAAUUACUGAAGAGUGGAUUAAGCCGAGAAUAGGUAGUGGAGAGGAGGUUGGGAUUGGGAGGUAGGAGGUGUGUUACCACCGUUAGAAUGGUCGGGGUACAAAGUGAUUGCAGAGGAAGGUUAGUUUCCAUUGGCGGGAGAGGUGUGCGAGUGGGAUUUGAAUAUAGCCAGCUGCGUAAACGAUCGUUAGCUACCGCCGGUUUAGAAUAGAAAACAAUAUGAGCUCACUCAAGAUUCUGCCCCAA
Messenger RNA from Laccaria bicolor S238N-H82, 345 nucleotides. RefSeq lists its product as uncharacterized. Bases 1 to 165 code for a protein of 54 amino acids. NCBI's taxonomy places the organism in Eukaryota, Fungi, Basidiomycota, Agaricomycetes, Agaricales, Hydnangiaceae. The transcript has a single exon. The record is from RefSeq and is a predicted model, not a curated record.